Molecule: messenger RNA, 4832 nt
Organism: Oncorhynchus mykiss (rainbow trout)
Lineage: Eukaryota; Metazoa; Chordata; Actinopteri; Salmoniformes; Salmonidae
Source: RefSeq, a predicted model, not a curated record
GACUAAGAAUGCUGAGAGCGCCAUCCACCCCGCACCUGCAAACACAUACUCGCCCCACUCCUCCACCUCGGACACCUUCCCUUCCAUCUGCACACGCAACUCCUGGUCUGGCCGGAUGAGUUACCACCCGGUGGACACGAUAGGGAGUCCAUUCAGGAGAAGUAUGGAUAGUAGGACCACCUACGGCCGCUCCACUGGCACACCCUCCAGCGGGUUCCGUUCUCAGUCCUGGUCCCGGGCAAGCCCAGGCUCCACGAUGACCUCCUCCUACAAGAGGAGCGUCAAUGUGCCGGUAGCCAGAGCGUACAGCUCCACACUCCUCAGCUCCGCCGACAGCGUUGAUUUCAAUCAAACGAACGGAGACUACAAGCGCUCCAACGAGAAAGAGCAGCUCCAGGGGCUCAACGACCGCUUCGCCGGUUACAUCGACAAGGUGCACUACCUGGAGCAGCAGAACAGCCAGAUCGAAGAGGAGAUCCAGACGCUGCGGCAGAAGCAGGUGUCACAAUCCCAGCUAGGCGAUUUAUACGACCAGGAACUCCAGGAGCUGCGCUCCAUGCUGGAGCAGAUUCACCACGAUAAAGCGCAGAUCCAGCUCGACACGGACCACGUCGAGGAUGACAUCCAGAGAAUUAGGGACCGCUUCGAUGAGGAAGCCCGCAUCAGGGAUGAGACGGAAGGCAUCAUCCGGGCGUUGAAAAAAGAUAUGACCGACUCUGAUUUGGUGAAGUCAGAGUUGGAGAAGAAAGUUCAGUCACUGCAUGACGAGAUUGCCUUUAUCCGCAACAACCACGAAGAAGAGGUGAGCGACCUGUUCGCCCAGGUGCAGGCGUCGCAGGUGACCAUGGAGAGGAAAGACAUCCAGAAGACGGACAUCACCGAGGCGCUCCGGGAGAUCCGCACCCAGCUCGAGGGCCACUCUAACCAGAACCUGCAGCAGGUGGAGGACUGGUUCAUGUGCCGCUAUUCCAAGCUCACUGAUGCUGCGGCACAAAACAAAGAUGCAAUCAAGUCCGCCCGUGAUGAGAUAGCAGACUACCGUCGCCAGCUUCAGUCCAAGACCGUGGAGUUAGAGUCCGUCCGUGGAACCAGGGAGUCACUGGAGAGGCAGUUGAAUGACAUCGAGGACCGACACAGCAGCGACUUGUCCAGCCUGCAGGAGACCAUCCACCAGCUGGAUAAUGAGCUUAAGGGCACGAAGUGGGAGAUGGCGCGUCAUCUGCGUGAGUACCAGGACCUGCUCAAUGUCAAGAUGGCCCUCGACAUUGAGAUUGCUGCAUACAGGAAACUCCUAGAAGGUGAAGAGACCCACUUUAGCACUUUCCCCUACCGCCACACCGUCACCUCCUCUAAGAAGUCCAAGUAUGAGCCUCCCAAACUGAAAGUCCAGCAUAAGUUUGUAGAGGAGAUCAUCGAGGAGACCAGGGUAGAGGAUGAGAAGGAUGAGAUGGACCAGGCCCUGGCUGAGAUGGCCCAGGAGUUUUCUGCCACUCUGGAGGCAGAGGCAACAGAUGAAGGAGAGGAUGAGGGAGAAGAGGGAGGAGAAGAAGCAGAGGGAGAAGGGGGAGAGGGUGAAUCAGAAGAGGUUGUAGCCUCCACUGAAGCCCAAGUUAGCUCCAGCACACCUGCUGAGGAGGAAGAGGAGGACAAAGAAGGUGAUGAUGAAGAGGAAGAGGGAGAAAAAGAAGAAGAGGGUGAGAAAGGAGAAGAGGGUGAGGGUGAGAAGGGAGAUGAGGGAGAAGGAGAGGGGGAAUUAGAGGAGACAGUCCUGUGCUCUAAAGCCCCAGAAUCAAAGGCCUCUCCUGACAAAGAGAAGGCUGGAGAGAAGGAGGGAAGCAGUGGAGAAGAGGAGACAGGAGAGGGAGAGGGAGAAGAGGAGGGUGAUGAUCAAGAUGAAGAUGCAGGUAGUGACAAAGGAUCCAAAGAUGGAGAUGAUAAGGAUGAGGAAGAUGAGAAGAAAGGAAAGGAUGAGAAAGAAUACAAAACAGAUGAGAAGGCAGCUGUAGCCAAGACAGAGGCUCCCAAAACAGAAGCCCCCAAGAGUGAGGCCCCAAAAGUUGAGGUCCAGAAAUCUGAGACCUCAAAGCCCUCCAAGCCAGACUCCCUAAAAGCUGAAUCCCCAAAGGCUGGGUCCCCCAAGUCUGAGUCACCAAAAGUUGGAUCCCCAAAACAUGAAUCUCCCAAAGCUGUAACCCCCAAAUCUGAAUCCCCAAAACCUGCUGGAUCCCCCAAAUCUGAAUCCCCAAAACCUGCUGGAUCCCCCAAAUCUGAAUCCCCAAAACCUGCUGGAUCCCCCAAAUCUGAAUCCCCAAAACCUGCUGGAUCCCCAAAAUCUGAAUCCCCAAAACCUUCUGGAUCCCCUAAAUCUGAAUCACCAAAACCUGCUGGAUCCCCUAAAUCUGAAUCCCCAAAACUUGCUGGAUCCCCUAAAUCUGAAUCCCCAAAACCUGCUGGAUCCCCUACUUCUGAAUCCCCAAAACCUGCUGGAUCCCCUAAAUCUGCUGGCUCCCCCAAAUCUGAAUCCCCAAAACCUACUGGAUCCCCCAAAUCUGAAUCCCCAAAACCUGCUGGAUCCCCCAAAUCUGAAUCCCCAAAACCUUCUGGAUCCCCCAAAUCUGAAUCCCCAAAACCUUCUGGAUCCCCUAAAUCUGAAUCCCCAAAACCUGCUGGAUCCCCUAAAUCUGAAUCCCCAAAACUUGCUGGCUCCCCCAAAUCUGAAUCCCCAAAACCUGCUGGAUCCCCCAAAUCUGAAUCCCCAAAACCUGCUGGAUCCCCCAAAUCUGAAUCCCCAAAACCUGCUGGAUCCCCCAAAUCUGAAUCCCCAAAACCUGCUGGAUCCCCCAAAUCUGAAUCCCCAAAACCUUCUGGAUCCCCUAAAUCUGAAUCACCAAAACCUGCUGGAUCCCCUAAAUCUGAAUCCCCAAAACUUGCUGGAUCCCCUAAAUCUGAAUCCCCAAAACCUGCUGGAUCCCCUACUUCUGAAUCCCCAAAACCUGCUGGAUCCCCUAAAUCUGCUGGCUCCCCCAAAUCUGAAUCCCCAAAACCUGCUGGAUCCCCCAAAUCUGAAUCCCCAAAACCUGCUGGAUCCCCCAAAUCUGAAUCCCCAAAACCUUCUGGAUCCCCCAAAUCUGAAUCCCCAAAACCUUCUGGAUCCCCUAAAUCUGAAUCCCCAAAACCUGCUGGAUCCCCUAAAUCUGAAUCCCCAAAACUUGCUGGAUCCCCUAAAUCUGAAUCCCCAAAACCUGCUGGAUCCCCUACUUCUGAAUUCCCCAAAUCUGCUGGAUCCCCUCAAUCUGAAUCCCCAAAACCUGCUGGAUCCCCUACUUCUGAAUCCCCAAAACCUGCUGGAUCCCCUAAAUCUGAAUCCCCAAAACCUGCUGGCUCCCCCAAAUCGGAAUCCCCAAAACCUACAGUAUCCCCCAAAUCUGAAUCCCCCAAUUUAGGAUCCCCCGAGGCAGAGGGUGAGAAAGGAGAAGAGGGUGAGGGUGAGAAGGGAGAUGAUGCCCCCAAACCAGAAGCUCCAAUGUCAGAGGCCCCCACGGCUGCAGAAGAGAAAGUAGACAAAAAUAGUGAUUCAGAGGAAGAGAGGAAGGUAGAAAAGAAAGACGCAGCCAUGAACGGAGAUGUGGAGAAGAUUACCCCAGAGGACAAGGACAAGAAGGAUGAGGGUGGGAAAGAGGCAGAGGAGAAGGAUGUUAUCUCAAAUGGAGUGGACGAGAGCCCCACUAAAGAUGACCCGGACCAGAAAGAUGAUCCAAAGGACCAGAAGGUGGUCAUCACCAAAACGGUGGAGACCAUUACCACUGGAGAGGAUGGAGCCAAGCAUGUCACCAAAUCUGUCACUGUCACCGAGACUGUGAAGGAGUCUGAGGAUGUGAUGCAGGAGAAGACAGUCUCCAGCAAGAAGAUGGAGAAACACUCUUCCCAGUCCGUCAAGGUGGUGACUGAAACUGAGUAACUGCGCUCCAUCCAACCCACUCAGGAGGAACAAAGAUGACACGACAACAAGCAAUCAACCCAGAACUAACAUAACAAAGAAAUCAUAGUGCUAGAGCGAUGUAAUAAAGAGAACCACUCUCAAACAUCCAGAAAAGCAACGAGAGAAGCCAUAUGAUGUGACAAAGCUAACGUUUAAAAAAUGCAUGUUGAGAGAAAGCUUUAAAUGGGUUUUGCUGCAGAUUAUAUCAGGAAAAUGUGAUAGUGGGACAGAUUAUUAAUUGUCUUUAUGUUUCCCUGCAGUUCACGGGAGGGCUCACGGGUGGGGGCGUCUGCAUGCUAGCUCAGGGAGGGAGACCCCUCCGCUCUAACCUGUAUGUAUGGAUGGAAGGUGUACAGUUUAGAUACUGUAUGUGGGUGGGAGAGUGAUAGAAAUGUAUGUUCAUUCAAAUGUUAAUUCAAAAAGGGGUGCCUGGGUUGGACGGUCCACUUUAGAGACACAUGUUCAAAAGGACUAGCCUUUUUAUGUGAAGAUACCAACUGAGCCAAAAAUGCAAUCGUCUACAACACAAUAUAGUGAAGAAUGAGAAAGACAAUGGUGCAAUGUACUGAUGAUCAUAAACAUACAGUACCCGAAGCAACUAAAGCAUUAAGAACCUUGAAGAAACUCUGAGCCUUAAACAUGCUUUUUAUCAGUAUCUAUUGUGUUUACCUAAUGAGUGCAAUUGAAAAUAAAUAUGUAAAUGCGCACACAUACAUUCUUGUAUGCAUAGGAUGGACUUGAAUUUAAAUAGCGAACUUAAAUGAGGUGCUACAGUUUGCAAUCCCAUGUCUUUACUCAUCAUGAACUAUUUCCCAGCAGCAUUUGCUCAAUAAAUGUCAUACUGAAAUACAAA